Messenger RNA from Notechis scutatus (mainland tiger snake), 1278 nucleotides. NCBI's taxonomy places the organism in Eukaryota, Metazoa, Chordata, Lepidosauria, Squamata, Elapidae. The record is from RefSeq and is a predicted model, not a curated record.
AUGGAAGGUUUCCCAGGCCUGCAACUUCUGUUGAUGCUCGUAGGUCUUUUUGCUUCCUGUACAUCUUACUUAUUCCCAAGUCCUUCUACUGCAAGUUUGCAAAACACAGGAAAGAGCCCAAAAGAGGUGGUACUAACUCAAGGAACCUCCCUCAGAAUAAAAGCUUUCUGCGCCUAUCAAUAUUUGCAAGGACAGCCCGUUUGGUGCAAAGAAAAACAACAAAAUGAAUUAGGAUGGCAAUAUAUGACUUCUAAAGCAAAACAAAAGAUCGUGCUUGAAGGUGUAGUGAAUGGUUGCAUUUCUUUACUCAUGAAGAAUCUCCAAAUUGAAGAUUCAGGGAGAUACUGGUUUGGAAUUCUAAGCGGUAUGAAGAUGGUUUCCAUAAACUCAAUCAAAGUGGUAGUUCAUUAUGUUGAACACGUUCAUUUCUUGCCUAAUAAAACUGCCCCACCUCCAACAAUGAGGAUGCCGUUUACUUCCACCAUAUCAGGAAUGACGAUGCAAGAGGUGAUCAAGGUACAAGGAGAAUCUCUCAGUGUCAAGGCUUUUUGUUCCCAGCAACAUGCGCAAGCAGAGAGAGUUUGGUGCAAAGAGGAACUGCCAGAAGAAUGCAGUCUUGAAAAGCUCAUAAGCUUCUCCGGAUCAAGAUGGAAAGGUCUCACUACACAACCAGAUCAACGUAUCAUUGUAAAUGAUUUGGGAGACGGAUGUAUUUAUGUCUUCAUGUCAGCUCUCCAAUCAGAAGAUACAGGGAUAUAUUGGUUUGGGGUUCUUGAUGGCCCCAAUAUAAUCCCUUUAAGAAACAUCAGGGUGAUUGUUCAAAAAGAUCAGCAAAAGGAGGAUAUCGGGACUGCAUCCAGUGAAGAUGAACAAAGGUAUCAACCAUUUAAAUUGCAGUUUGAAAAGAUUAAUCAAGAGAUGGUGCAUGCUGUGGGAUCUAUUUACUUAUUCACUUUGAGACACUACUGUGAUUAUUGCAGGGUUAACCAAGUUGUCUGGGUUCUGGUUUUCAUUGCUGUUGGUGUAACAAUUUUGUCUGCCUUCACAUUAGUUGUCGUGGUGCUCACCAAGAGAAAGAGGAGAGUGGCAGAUGACCAGAUUUUUGAUGAUAACCCAAACUGUAGAAUAAUAAACUUACAGAUUCAUGAAAGCAACACUGCCCAAAGUUUGCACGAAGGAAUGAACACAAUAUAUUCCGCAGUGAAGCUGCCCAGAAUAAGCAGAGAUGUCAACAGAACAUUUCCAUUAAGAUCAAAUGUCAACAGAACAUUCCCCUGA